Messenger RNA from Oryza sativa Japonica Group (Japanese rice), 1802 nucleotides. RefSeq names its product putative DNA glycosylase At3g47830. Gene Ontology annotation, biological process: base-excision repair. The record is from RefSeq and is a predicted model, not a curated record. NCBI's taxonomy places the organism in Eukaryota, Viridiplantae, Streptophyta, Magnoliopsida, Poales, Poaceae. Gene Ontology annotation, molecular function: catalytic activity.
CUCGUAUUCAAAUUCUGUGGGCCAAACGUGAUAAUGGGCCUAUACCGGCCCACAUGUCAUAUUUGGGCCCGUGCCGGCACUGCCCGUAUUUUCCAUGGACCGUGCUUGGGCCGACGCCUUAGCACAUGGGCCUGCACGGUACGGCCCGCUACAGGAGCCAUGCCUAAUCGUGGCUGGGCCGGGCCAUGACGUUCGGCCCAUUUGUUCACCUAUUGACGGCCACACGCCCACACCACACCUCGUCGCCGGCAACCGCCACCUCCACGGCGCCGCCGGCCAAGCCGCGCAGGCCAGCGAGAUGACCCGGAAGCCCAAGCGGAAGCCUCCGCCCUCGCCGGAGCCGUACCACGACCACCCCUCCCCUUCCCCCGCCCAAUGCCUCGCCGUCCGCGACGCCCUCCUCGCCUUCCACGGCUUCCCCGACGAGUUCGCGCCCUUCCGCCGCCGCCGCCGCCGCCUCGGCCUCGACACAUCCCCGGACCCGGAGGAGGACACGGAUGGCGAUCCGUCUCCGCCGCCCACCGUCCUCGACGGCCUCGUCACGACCCUCCUCUCUCAGAACACCACCGACGCCAUCUCGCGCCGCGCCUUCGCCGCCCUCAAGGCCGCGUUCCCCACCUGGGACCAGGUGGUGGAUGAGGAGGAGGGGAAGAGGCUGGAGGACGCCAUCCGGUGCGGGGGGCUUGCGGCGACGAAGGCGGCGAGGAUAAGGGCGAUGCUGAGGGGCGUCCGGGAGAGGCGAGGCAAGAUUUGCCUCGAGUAUUUGCGGGAUCUGUCCGUGGAUGAGGUGAAGACUGAGCUAUCUCGGUUCAAAGGGAUCGGGCCAAAGACUGUGGCGUGUGUGCUGAUGUUCUAUCUUCAGAAGGAUGAUUUUCCAGUAGAUACUCAUGUACUCCGUAUUACAAACGCUAUUGGUUGGGUUCCUGCAACAGCUAGCAGAGAGAGGGCAUAUCUUCAUCUGAACAGCAAAAUUCCUGAUGAUCUAAAAUUUGAUCUGAAUUGUCUAUUUGUAACUCAUGGAAAGCUCUGUCAAUCAUGUUCCAAAAAGUUAGGAGGCCAGAAAACCACCGGUUCAAAUUCUAUGUGCCCCCUAGCAAGUUAUUGUUGCACUGAAGAAAAGAUGAAGCAAUAGGCCAAUAGCCAAGGAAUUGUUUGUGGUUAUUGAUAUUUUCUGAAGGUGGUGUCAUAACCUCCCAACAAUGCUAAUGGUAAAAGGAUUUAUGCGCUGAAAUGUCUCAUCUGAUGGAAACCUCAGGUUCGGUUUCUUGUUUUAUCAGUAGAGACUAGAGAGCUUCCAGGCUUCAGUUGUAUGAUAUGAACUCAUUUCUACCAUGUAAGUGACACUAGCUAGGGAAUUUAGUUUGGAACUUUGGAUGAGAAGCAAAACACUGGGGGAAUAUCGACUUAAUCGAUACAUAUCUCAUUGAUUACACUGACCAAAGGAAUCCUAACAUUUUUGCUCUAAAGUGCGCUAAACAGAGAAAAAGGCACCAACAGACCACAACCAAAACCAAUUGUAUGCACCAGGUAUCCUCGACUUUUCUGGUGCACAUGAUGUCUUGUGCCUGACAAGGAGGCUUGUGAUUUCCAGGCAAGCAGUGGCUGACGGUGAGCUAAAGAUUCUGGUAUGUCACUUAGAUUCAGCAUAUGUUCUCGGUCACCAUCAGUGCAAUCCCAUCUGAGUCUCGCCACCCCACCUGCCCCAAUGGGACGGGCAAUUGUGCAACCAGGUUUCAGUACUAAACUUAACUGUAGUCGCUUUUGAAAAUCUUGAUUGACAACGUACUGGACCUUGAUGCACA